Messenger RNA from Spodoptera frugiperda (fall armyworm), 1069 nucleotides. RefSeq names its product inosine triphosphate pyrophosphatase. Gene Ontology annotation, cellular component: cytoplasm. Gene Ontology annotation, biological process: nucleoside triphosphate catabolic process. Gene Ontology annotation, molecular function: nucleoside triphosphate diphosphatase activity. Lineage: Eukaryota; Metazoa; Arthropoda; Insecta; Lepidoptera; Noctuidae. The coding region runs from base 181 to 753 and encodes 190 amino acids. The transcript has a single exon. The record is from RefSeq and is a predicted model, not a curated record.
CAUGAGCUUUCAAAAAAUGUCAAAACAUUUUGAAAACAGUGAACCAUUUCAAAGUCUACCCAUUUUCAAAAGUUUUUGUAUAAUUUCUGUAUAAAUAUAGUCGUAUUAAGUGAUUCAAUAAACAAUUUACCACAUACACUUUAUUAAUAAUUACAUUUAGUUGUGCAAUAUCGUUUAAAAAUGUCACACCGAACCAUAACCUUCGUCACUGGCAAUGCGAAAAAAUUAGAAGAGGUGAGAGCUAUUUUAGGCAGCAGUUUUCCUUUAGAAGUAAUUAGCCACAAGCUAGAUUUGCCAGAGCUUCAAGGGGAGAUAGAUGAAGUGUCUAUAAAGAAAUGUCAAGAGGCUGCGCGACAAUUGAAGAGGCCUGUGGUGGUAGAAGACACGGCUCUCUGUUUUAACGCAUUGAAGGGCCUCCCGGGGCCGUACAUCAAGUGGUUUCUAGAGAAAUUAGAACCAGAAGGGCUUACAAAAAUGCUUACUGGUUGGGAGGAUAAAUCUGCUAAGGCAGUGUGCACAUUUGCAUAUUGUUCUGGUCACGGAGAUCUAGAUGUGAAGCUCUUUCAAGGUGUAACUCAUGGACAAAUUGUGGCUCCAAGAGGAUCAAGGGACUUUGGAUGGGACUGCGUCUUCCAACCUGAUGGUUACACCCAAACUUAUGGUGAAUUACCAAAGGAAGAAAAAAAUAAAAUUUCUCACAGAUACCGAGCUUUAGAGAAAAUGAGAGAAUAUUUUUGUAGUAACAAUGUUUAACUUGUUAGGUAUUGUAUUUCAUUGACAGGCAAACCAGUAAUAUGUCUUUGUUAUUUUUAAGUUUGAUUAUGUAAAGAGUUCCUAGGUUCCUAUAAGAGCUCAAAGCGCCAACUGAAUGAAUCAUUGUUCCAAUAUAAUUUGUUUUCGAAUGCUAUUCUCAAUAAAAAGGGAUAACUUUGUUAUACUGUUUACUUUAACCUAUUUCUGUGUAAAUGAUGCAAUAAUAUGUAAACCAUAAUUAAUUAAGUGAAUCAGUGUGAUAACAACAAAUAUGAUAAUAAUGAUCUGUUUUGUUAAAAUAAACCAAAUCAAAUAA